Oncorhynchus masou masou (cherry salmon) is the source of this 2312-nucleotide messenger RNA. Its product is annotated as proline rich transmembrane protein 1B. Lineage: Eukaryota; Metazoa; Chordata; Actinopteri; Salmoniformes; Salmonidae. Gene Ontology annotation, cellular component: membrane. The transcript is spliced from 4 exons. Bases 153 to 974 code for a protein of 273 amino acids. The record is from RefSeq and is a predicted model, not a curated record.
ACAAGAUCUGCAGCCAUUUGUGGGAGCCCAUGGGAUAUCUGCUUUAAACUGUCCCAUGUUCUGUCUCUGUUGUCUGGAUCAGACAUUUUCUACAGAUGACCACCUGAAUCCUCCUCUCUACUGUUCUUCAACUGUAUAGUGCCCUGUACUGUAUGCUGCCUGCCAAAAUGGACCCAGUCAUUCAACCACCCGGCCGUGAGAGCCAGGCCCUGUCCAGUGGGAGGACAGCAGUGCAGAAGGGAAACUCAGGAACCCAAGACCUUGUUGGACGUACAAGCUCACCUGUCCAAACCACUCAUCUGUCAUCCAACAGUGACAAUGUCCACACUGUCUGUCCUCCAGUGCCUAAGGUAGACAGUACUUUUGCUGCCUGUCCGCCAUACAGAGCUCACAGUGACAGUGAUGGGAGGUUAACCAGGGAGGAGCUGCUAAGCCAGACAGACCUGCCAGGAGGGACACCCUCGCCUGGGUGUCAGCCACAGAUCUCCUCGGUCCAACCAGACAUGACAGCAUCCACCCCAUCAGAAGAGCCCCCACCCUACAGCCCACCUGACCCCAAGAUGACCUAUAUUAUCUAUCCCCCACAACCACCUCACUACCCAGGACCCCCUGUCAUAGCCUGCCAGCCAGGACCCAACCAGCCAGCCUUCUACCAGGCCCAGUUCAUGCCUUCACCCAGCUACCCUCCCAACACCAUAUACAUGAGCGGCCCUCCACUGGGGGACGAGCAGCCUCCUCUGCCCAAGGACUACAUGGUGGAGUCCCUGCUGGUCACCAUCUUCUGCUGCCUUAUGAGUGGCCUCAUCGCCCUUUUGUACUCAUAUGAGACCCGUGCUGCUCUGGCCAGAGGGGACAUGAGGGAGGCAGAGAGGGCUUCCCAGAAGGCCCGUUUGCUGGUGUUGUUCAGCCUGAUGUUUGGGGUGUUUGUUUGUGUGGGAUGGAUCAUAUAUGUAGUGAUAUCUCUCUGUGCAUAGCGAUUUGCACCUGAUAAACAUCUACUCAUUUACAUUUGAGUAAUUUAGUAUACGCUCUUAUCCAGAGUGACUUACAGUUAUUGCAUUAACCUUAAGAUAGCUAGUUUUGACAACCACAUACACUCCCCCCUUUGUUGCUAUAACAGCUUCCACUAUUCUGGGAAGGCUUUUCACUAGAUGUUGGAACAUUACUGUGGGGACUUCCAUUCAGCCACAAGAGCAUUAGUGAGGUUGAGCACUGAUGUUGGGCGAUUAGGCCUGGCACGCAGUUGGCGUUCCAAUUCAUCCCAAAGGUGUUCGAGGGGGUUGAGGUCAAGGCUUUGUUCAGGCCGGUCAAGUUCUUCCACACCAAUCUCAAUAAACCAUCUCUGUAUGGACCUUGCUUUGUGCAUGGCGGUGGUUAGAGCGUUGGGCCAGUAACCAAAAGGUUGCUGGAUCAAAUCUCCAAGCUGACAAGGUAAAAAUCUGGCGUUCUGCCCCUGAACUAGGCAGUUAACCCACUGAACCCCAGUAGGCCGUCAUUGUAAAUAAGCAUUUGUUCUUAGCUGACUUGCCUAGUAAAAUAAAUAAACUGUUGCUACAAAUUUUGAAGCACAGAAUUGUCUAGAAUGUCACUGUAUGCUGUAGCGUUAAGACUUCUCUUCACUGGAAAUAAGGGGCCUAGCCUGAAACAUGAAAAACAGUCACAGACCAUUAUCCCUCAUCCACCAAACUUUACAGUUGGCACUAUGCAUUGAGGCAGGUAGCGUUCUCCUGACAUCCGACAAACCCAGAUUCGUCCGUCAGACUGCCAGUUGGUGAAGCGGGGUUCAUCACUCCAGAGAACACGCUUUCACUGCUCAAGAGUCCAACGGCGGCAAGCUUAACACUCCCCCCAGCCGACGCUUGUCAUUAAGCAGGGCGAUCUUAGGCUUGUGUGCAGCUGCUUGGCGCCCGACGAAUAGUUAUUGUGCUGACGUUGCUUCCAGAGGCAGUUUGGAACUCGGUAGUGAGUGUUGCAACUGAGGGCAGAUAAUUUUUGCUAGAGCGGCACCACCCCUGCUGAGGAGAGCUCAAGCAGGGCAGAAAUCUGACGAACUGACUUGUUGAAAAUGUGGCAUCCUAUGGCGGUGCCACGUUGAAAGUCUCUGAGCUCUUCAGUAAGGCCAUUCUACUGCCACUGGUUGUCUAUGGAGAUUGCAUGGCUGGGAGUUCGAUGUUAUACACCUGCCAACAACGGGUGAGGCUGAAUUAGCCAUAUCCACUAUUUUGAAGGGGUGUCCACAUACUUUUGUAUGUAUAGUGUAUCUCAGUCAUAAUAAAUAUAUUUUUCCUCAAUAAAGUUGCUAUCAGCAAAUU